GUGAAGUUUCCCUAGCGUCACCUCCUCAUGCCCCCCUUUUACAGCUUCACUUCGAGCUUCCUCUCGCCUUCGCCCCGGUGAUCGGAUCCGACUCCCUCUCUCGACGACCAUUGUUAUAUAUUUCUCUCAAUACUCUCCCCAUUUUCUCCCACCUUUCUUCAUCUUCUCCCCAAAAAUAUCUCGCGCCGUCCAAAAACCCAUUCUCUCUCUAGCUAGAAUGACGAUGGGAUCGGGGGAUCGACGGCCAUCGCUGUUCUCCCCGUAUCAGAUGGGACGGUUCCGGUUAUCUCACCGAGUGGUGCUGGCGCCCAUGACGAGAUGCAGGGCGCUGAAUGGGGUUCCGCGUGAAGCUCAUGUUGAAUAUUAUGUUCAGAGGGCGACUGAAGGCGGAUACUUGAUCACUGAAGGGACUUUGAUUUGUCCUGGGGCUGGAGGGUUUCCUCACUGCCCAGGGAUAUAUACACAAGAGCAGAUAGAUGCAUGGAAAAAAGUGGUGGAUGCUGUUCAUGCAAAGGGAAGCAUCAUCUUUUGUCAACUUUGGCAUGUUGGUCGUGCUUCUAAUGAAGUAUAUCAGCCUGGUGGUGGAGCUCCUAUAUCAUCCACUGAUAAGCCAGUAUCGGGCAGGUGGAGAAUAUUGAUGCCCGAUGGGAGUUACGGAAAAUAUGCAAAGCCUCGACGACUCUCUGAAGAAGAAAUACCACAGAUUGUGGAGCUAUAUCGCCAAGCAGCCAUAAAUGCCAUCAAAGCAGGCUUUGAUGGCAUUGAGAUCCACGGAGCCCACGGAUACCUGAUCGACCAAUUCCUAAAAGACGGCAUCAACGACCGAUCUGACUCAUAUGGCGGAUCCCUCCCCAACCGUACCCGUUUCCUUUUCGAGAUAACCCGAUCUGUUUCUCUUGCUAUCGGGCCUGACCGGGUUGGAGUCCGUGUGUCACCUGCAAUUGACCAUCUCGAAGCCCACGAAUCCGACCCACAACUCCUCGGCCUAGCCGUAAUCCAACGGCUAAACUCCCUCCAACGCGAGCUAAACCAACGGUUGGCCUACCUCCACGUCACCCAGCCGAGAUACACAGCAUAUGGCCAGACCGAGUCGGGACCACUUGGAAGCGCUGAUGAGGAGAGCCGUCUGAUGAGGGAGUGGAGGGCAGGAUAUGAUGGAACUUUCAUUUGUAGCGGGGGGUAUAAUCGGGAAUUGGGAAUGGAGGCGGUCGCUGAUGGAGAUGCGGAUCUUGUUAGUUACGGGCGUUUGUUUAUUUCAAACCCGGAUCUGGUUCAGAGGUUUAAAGCGGAGGCGGGUUUGAAUAAGUAUGUACGGGCUACAUUUUACACGCAGGAUCCGGUGAAGGGAUAUACAGAUUACCCGUUUAUGGGACAAGUAAGAUCAAGGAUGUAGUUGUUGUACUAGUUGUACUAGCGUCACGUGCACGUAUAUAGGAUUAUUGUGAGGGGUUAUUCGUAGGGGGUGUAUUAUUGUUCUUGUGAAAAAUGAUGUCUUAAAUCCUUGGAAGUGUGAGUAUUUGUAGUUUUGUACCCUGCUUUUGGGUUUUGAAUGAAGAUCGUAGCCUUCUGCUGCAAAAUGAGCAUGUUUAGGUAUCAAGCAAUUGACAUUUUAAAACAUUUACUUGUGUUUUUGUCAA
Molecule: messenger RNA, 1637 nt
Organism: Asparagus officinalis (garden asparagus)
Lineage: Eukaryota; Viridiplantae; Streptophyta; Magnoliopsida; Asparagales; Asparagaceae
Product: 12-oxophytodienoate reductase 7
Exons: 5
Coding region: 218-1393 (391 amino acids)
Biological process (GO): oxylipin biosynthetic process; jasmonic acid biosynthetic process
Cellular component (GO): peroxisome
Molecular function (GO): oxidoreductase activity; FMN binding
Source: RefSeq, a predicted model, not a curated record